Colletes gigas is the source of this 2153-nucleotide messenger RNA. RefSeq names its product elongation factor 1-gamma (gene eEF1gamma). The record is from RefSeq and is a predicted model, not a curated record. Lineage: Eukaryota; Metazoa; Arthropoda; Insecta; Hymenoptera; Colletidae. The coding region runs from base 227 to 1510 and encodes 427 amino acids. Gene Ontology annotation, biological process: translational elongation. Gene Ontology annotation, molecular function: translation elongation factor activity. Gene Ontology annotation, cellular component: cytoplasm; nucleus. The transcript is spliced from 8 exons.
UCUAAUUAAAAGAGUCUUUUGGCAAUACCUCAUUGAAUUGCGAAAUUUGUAAUAUUACACGGUUGCGUUUCGAUUAGAAUAGUUGAUAAAUAUUUCGUGAAAGUAUCAAGACACGAUAUAUUGCAGCUACGUAUCUAGAGACGUAUCUAUUAGUGUAGAGACUUUAUGCACUCGAGAGAAACGAUCUUUACCGGCCUUCGACUUCCUCUUCCCGUAACUGGCUAUAAUGGCGUCUGGAACUCUGUACACCUACCCGGAAAACUUCAGAGCCUACAAGGUGCUGAUUGCGGCUCAAUACUCCGGCGCUCAGGUCAAGAUCGCAGAUGAUUUUGUCUUCGGUGAAACGAACAAAUCUGAAUCAUUCUUAAAGAAAUUUCCAUUGGGAAAGGUUCCAGCAUUCGAAACUGGUGAUGGAAAAUGUAUCACAGAGAGUAAUGCGAUUGCGUAUUAUGUGGCUAAUGAUCAGUUAAGAGGUAAAACUGAUUUGGAACGUGCAGAAAUUAUUCAAUGGUUUGGAUUUGCUGAUUCUGAAAUUCUUCCCGCUAGUUGUGCAUGGGUAUUUCCGUUACUCGGUAUUAUGCCAUAUAAUAAACAGACAGUGGAACAUGCCAAGGACGAUGUAAAGAAAGCACUGACUGCUCUUAAUUCUCACCUACUUACAUGUACUUAUUUAGUCGGGGAACGAAUGACUUUAGCCGACAUAAGCGUAGCCAUGACGUUACUCCAUUUGUACCAGUAUAUACUUGAACCAAAUCUACGCAAACCGUACCAGAACGUAAAUCGAUGGUUUCAAACUGUUAUUCAUCAGCCUGAAUCAAUAGCUGUGAUCGGUGCUUUCAAAUUGGCUGAAAAAACUCUCGAAUACGAUCCAAAGAAGUUUGCAGAAACUCAAGGAAAACCUGUAAAGAAAGAAAAAAAGGAAAAAGAAUCUAAAAAGGAACCAAAGGAAGCAAAAGAAUCCAAGAAAGAAGUGGACAAGGUCGAAGAACUGGAUCCAGUCGAGGCCGCUUUAGCUGCUGAACCCAAAAAUAAGAAUCCCUUUGACACCUUGCCCAAAGGCACUUUCGAUCUCGACGAUUUUAAGAGAUUUUAUUCUAACGAGGAUGAAGCAAAAUCUAUACCCUAUUUUUGGGAAAAGUUCGAUCCAGAACAUUACAGUAUCUGGCUUGGCGAAUACAAGUACAAUUCCGAGUUAACAAAGGUUUUCAUGUCUUGCAAUCUAAUAAGUGGUAUGUAUCAACGACUAGACAAAAUGCGGAAGGCAGCGUUCGCCAGCGCUUGUCUGUUCGGCACAGAUAACGAUAGUAGUAUCAGUGGUAUUUGGGUUUGGUGCGGACAAGAGCUCGCAUUCACGCUGUCCCCUGAUUGGCAAGUAGAUUAUGAAUCGUAUAGUUGGACCAAGUUAGACGCAAGUAAAGAAGAAACGAAACAGUUGGUUCAACAAUAUUUCAGCUGGACUGGUACCGAUAAAGAAGGACGCAAAUUUAAUCAGGGAAAAAUUUUCAAGUAAAAUUUUGCCAUAUGCUUACUAUUAAACAGAACACUUUAUUCGCAUAAAAUAAACGUAAAAAAACUGAUUAAAUAUCAUCGAACUUUACAAAAUACCUUUAGAAUCCUGUAUUUAAUAGGGUGUUUUUUUCUUUUUCAUAAAUGUUCCUUUUCGCAGAUCUCUGUUGUAUAACUCGAUGCUUUUACCUUUAAGUUUACCGUGUCACGUUUGAAAUGCUGCUCCGAAGCUAGUUUUAUUAUACCUUUCUGCGUAUGUGUAUAGUUCGCGAAUUGUGGUAUUUGGAAUUCGUUUGAAUAUCGGUCAAAUACCACAGUAUGAACAAGAGAUAAGAUUUUAAUUUUUAACAGAAUAAAAGAUGUGAUAAUUACUUUGAUAUUCGCGCUCGUAGAAAUUUCUAUUUCACGUACACGUGUUAAAUUAUUUAAUUUAUACACCGUUUUAAACUGUCAUAACUAUUGUAAUACAAAUAAUUCGAUAGAUGUAAGAAAUAAGAUUACUUUAUUCGUCUGUUACUGGUUUAAUAAACAAAAGCAUAUAUCAUAAUUUGUAAUUUAAACAUUAAGAUAAAAAAAAAAACGUGAAAUUACGAAUGCAUCGUAGCGCCUAUAUUUAAGUCCACUGCUACGCAUAUUACAAUUCGUUC